GCGAAAGUUUCAAAAUAUUUUUUUUAAAGAAAAUUUCAACUUCCAGAGGAGUAAUACGUUCUGAAAACAUCUUGGAAGUCUUGAACGCAGGUUUGACGGUCUAUUUCUCUCGUGUUUUGCUGCCCAGCUAUCGGUUUGGAAGACGAUGAUUUUGAAGCAACAAUUGGGACAAACUAUCUUCCUGAGCAUGUUAGUUUUUGUUAUCAGUGGAACAUGGGGAUAUCGCUCGGGACUGGAAAUGAUGAAUGUGACAUACUGUGGGAAGUACGAUAAGCCUCCAACAUUUAAAGUUUCUCCAUGGCCUUCCAUUCCUACUGGAAUACAUGUAAAUAGUAGUGUAACAUUUACACCUGCGGUAGAUGUUCUUGAAACAUCCAUGUCAUACGGACUGUUCUCAGACGGCCAAGUUAUUUUAAAGGGCGGGUACGACGUUAUCUGCGAUGUGUACCCAUGCAUGUGCAGCUUACCUGCUGGUGAAACCAAAGUGUGCGUUGUAUCUGAGAAUUUGCCGUCCUUUCCUCCAUUUCUGAAGAAUCGAACCUAUAAGAUGAAAGUUCAACUUUUCAAUGAAGAGAAUAUCAUGUUUCUCUGUUUUGAGAUUGUGGGCAAGUUAUGGUAAGAGACGAACAGGACAAGCAAGAGUCAAGACUC
Pocillopora verrucosa is the source of this 651-nucleotide messenger RNA. RefSeq lists its product as uncharacterized. Lineage: Eukaryota; Metazoa; Cnidaria; Anthozoa; Scleractinia; Pocilloporidae. The record is from RefSeq and is a predicted model, not a curated record.